AUGGUGGGCCUCUCGUCAGGGCUGGAGACGCUCUGCGGGCAGGCAAAUGGCGCAAGGCAGCACCACCUCCUCGGGAUCUAUCUACAGCGCUCCCUCCUCAUCAUCUUUACCAUCUCCUUGCCGAUCACGAUCAUGUGGACGCAAGCCGAGAGGGUCCUCGUCUUCCUCGGCCAGGAGCCCGCGCUCUCUAGGCUCGCCGCCCGAUACCUCCUGUGCAUGAUUCCCUCUCUGUGGCUGGCAGCGGCGGGGGAGUGCCUGCGCCGCUACCUCAUGGCCCAGUCCGCCGUGAAGGCGCCGAUGUUCAUCGUCGCGGGCAACACGGCGCUGUCCCCGCUCGUCCACUACCUGUUCAUCUUCAAGAUGGGAUGGGGGCUCUACGGCGGGGCCGCCGCGGUGCUCGUGGCCAACCUCGGGUCCGCGGGGAUGCUCGCGGCGUACGCGAUCUGCUGGCCCGGGUCGCACCGGCGCGCGUGGCCCGGGUUCAGCGCCGACGCCUUCCGCGGGUGGGGGGUGUAUUUGCGGAUCGCGGUGCCCAGCACAGCGAUGCUGGUGUGCGAGUGGUGGGCGUUCGAGUUCGUCCUCCUCGCCGCGGGGCUCCUGGAGGAUCCCGACGUGGCGCUGUCCGCGAUGGGCCUCUGCUUCCAGGUGACGUCGCUGCUCUACAUGGUGCCCCUGGGGCUGGGCGGGGCCAUCUCGACGCGCGUGUCGAACGAGCUCGGGGCGUACCGGCCGCAGCAGGCGCGGAUGGCCGCGCUGGUCUGCGCGGGCCUGAUCGUGCUGAGCCAGGGCAGCAUGUCUGUCAUGGUGAUCGCGCUGCGCCAGUACGUCCCGCGGCUCUUCACGUCCGACCAGCGCGUGAUCGACCUCGCCGCGAAGUGCCUCUUCCCGCUCGGCAUCUCCGUCAUCGGCGACGGCCUCCAGUGCGUGCUCUCCGGGCUCCUGCGCGGCUCCGGGAGGCCCGCGCUCGGUGCUUACAUCAGCCUUGCGACGUACUGGGGGGCGGGGCUGCCGUUCGCGUGGCUGUUCGGGUUCCACUUCGGCAUGGGCGCCGUCGGGCUGUGGGUCGGCCUGGCGUGCACGACCAACCUGCAGGGCCUGGUUGUGUCCGGCGUCGUGGCGUUGGUGAUGGACUGGGAGAGCGAGGCCAAGCGGGCGGCGCGGCUGGUGCGGGAGGCGUCCGUGCACAGCCUCGGGCGGCUCCAGGCGGACGGGAAGACGCUCGGGCAGACGCUGGACGCCGAGCGCGGGCAGCACCCUGCGUGGCGGACCAGCGGGGCGAGCGCGGGGGGGGGUGAUUCGACGAGCCCGACUCGGCGGCCGCUCGAGGUCUGA
Pedinophyceae sp. YPF-701 is the source of this 1332-nucleotide messenger RNA. NCBI's taxonomy places the organism in Eukaryota, Viridiplantae, Chlorophyta, Pedinophyceae. The record is from the annotation of a GenBank genome assembly.